AUGUCCGCGAUCGAUCCCAAGCUGGGUGAGCCGGACUCCGCUGACAAGUCUCGGCAAAAGAGCUGCAACGCCUGCGUACGGAGCAAGCGCCGUUGUGACAAGCGGACCCCGCGGUGCACCCGCUGUGCUGAGAAGAACUUCUCCUGCGUGUACCAGAACCUGCCUCCUAAUGGCGUUGCCACUGCUAGUAGUGCCGAUAGCCAUGACGACCCGCUGCAAGCUAUGGACCUCGAGGAUAACGGUAUCUCGCCGCCACACCCUUUUGAUUUCAACACACUCGACGGCACCUCUUCGACAGCAUCGCCCACAUUUGUUAACGGAACUUUGGUCAUGACUGAGCCUACCGACAGCAACGCAACGACUACGACGGCGUCGUCGAUUAACCUGAACUUGGACGCCAACAUGCCGUUCGACUUCAACUCCGUCAUGGACUUUUUGAAUGCGGACCCGGUGCAGGGGGGAGAGAUGCAGCUAUGGGAGACACCGCAGCCCCCAACGGUACCUAAAACCAUCGUACCUGAAGUACCAUAUAUGGGCUCAGUGUGUUGCGGUAUGGAUAAGGAUGAUAUGCUGUGUAUGUCGCAGGAUGAUUUCAAGCCAUGGCAGAUCCACGAGCCCGACUCGCGCAUCGGCUUCCUGGUAAACUACUGUACAAAGAUGCACGUCACAUUUGCCCAGACAAAGCAGACCCCUUUCCUCCACCGUCACCUCUACCGCCAUACCCGGGGGACGCCGCGGCCGCUCAUGGCUGCCUAUACCGCCAUCUCCGCCUAUGCAGGUCGUACCGAGACCAACAAGGGCUGGGCUAUCCGCGCUAUUUGCGAGGGUGCAGCCGAGGUGCUCAAGAGCUCCAAGGAUGCGGCGGCAUCGGCGGCCAUGUCGGGCCAUGACAAGCUUGCGCGAACGCAGGCGCUGUGGAUGCUGCAGACCAUCAGAUGUUUUGACGGAGACAUAGCACUGCGGGCGCAGGCUGAGAGAGAUAUGGGCGUGCUGAAGAGGUGGCUAGAGGAAUUGGAGGGCUUGAGAGAUAACCUCGACGACGUGCAUUUGUUGGAUGACCUUGCGGUGAGGCAGAGGCCGCCGAGGUCGUGGGAGGUGUGGGUUUUCAAUGAGAGUGUCAGGAGGACGAUCUUGAUGGGGCAUAUGUUCACAUCGCUGUUUGAGAUUUUAAAAUCAGCUGGUGAGGCUGAACCCGACCCAGCAAAUUGGAUGGCGCCGCACCGGUGGACAUUCUCGAAGCAUCUCUGGGAUGCUCAGUCGUCACCGGCUUUCUUCUCAGCGUGGCGCGAGAAGCCGCUCUUUAUGAUUAACAGCUUCUUCGUGAAUGAAGUUGCCAAGGUGGCGAGGCCACUUGAUGUGGAUGAGUUUGCAAGGCUUUUCCUCACUCUAAACUUCGGUGUCGAGGAGACGAAGCAUUUCAUGCUGGAGGCUUGA
Molecule: messenger RNA, 1434 nt
Organism: Colletotrichum truncatum
Lineage: Eukaryota; Fungi; Ascomycota; Sordariomycetes; Glomerellales; Glomerellaceae
Product: C6 zinc finger domain protein
Biological process (GO): regulation of DNA-templated transcription
Molecular function (GO): DNA-binding transcription factor activity, RNA polymerase II-specific; zinc ion binding
Source: RefSeq, a predicted model, not a curated record